GGCCCAGGUGCCCCCCACGACGCUCGCGACCCCUGGAGCCGCCGUCGCCGUGGCCUUCUUUCCUGGCGGCGCCGCUCGACCAGUCAUCGCCGCCGCCCAUCGACACGAGGUCUUCGUCUUCCGGCGAAGAGCGCUCCCCCACCGGAUCGGAAGGAUGAGGAAGGGACUGCAUCCUCAGAUGCAAUGGAUUUCUUAUGUGACACAGAGUGGUAGGCUGAUCAAUAUCAUGAUGACCAAGGUGAACCAUACUGGCAAAGUGUACCACAUGAGGGCCAAACGUCAAAUGGCUCAGAGCCUUGGUCAGAUUGCGAAGUUCAAACGCCGAUACGAGCAGGAAGCAGAGGAAAACAAGGAAAAGUAGGAUGGUGAUUGAAAGGAGGUAUAGUCUCUGUAACCUUAAGCACUUUUGUUGACUGAAAGUUUUUAGUUAAGGAACUUUGCUCAUGGAAUUGUAUUUUCGAUGGAAUUUUCCUAUGCUUCCAUCACUGUUGGGUUUUAACCCAAUGUAGUGGUUUCUUCUCUUUCGUUAUGAAUGCCUGUCUGGCUGCCCUGACUCUUGAGCAAACUAGUACUUACUAUUCUGCCUUAAAGGCUCAAGAAAAUCAUCGAUGGAUUAAUUUCUGAUCUCACCUUUGAGAUUCA
Messenger RNA from Panicum virgatum (switchgrass), 642 nucleotides. RefSeq lists its product as uncharacterized. The transcript is spliced from 2 exons. Bases 155 to 361 code for a protein of 68 amino acids. The record is from RefSeq and is a predicted model, not a curated record. Lineage: Eukaryota; Viridiplantae; Streptophyta; Magnoliopsida; Poales; Poaceae.